This is a messenger RNA of Mercenaria mercenaria, 687 nucleotides long. Its product is annotated as vitelline membrane outer layer protein 1-like. The record is from RefSeq and is a predicted model, not a curated record. NCBI's taxonomy places the organism in Eukaryota, Metazoa, Mollusca, Bivalvia, Venerida, Veneridae. The transcript has 3 exons. Bases 1 to 687 code for a protein of 228 amino acids.
AUGAAAUAUAUUCUACGUCUUUUGCUGGUAAUCGUCUCUGUGGCGUAUGGAUAUAUUAUUGAAGGACUGAAUACUACUAGAACUGUGACGAAAAAAUUGAUGGUGACGAAUGGUGGACAGUACGGCCUUUGGACAGACCCAGAGUUUUGCCCAAUGGGAACGUUUGCAUCUGGUUACAAUAUGAAGAUAGAAUCAAAUCACCUUUUUGGGGACGACACGACGCUGAAUGCUAUCAAACUGACUUGUUCUGACACUUGGGGACAUCUUGAGAAGGGAGCAACUGUCACUUCCGGUGAAGGAAAUUUUGGAACAUGGGCAAAAACUGAAACAUGCAAUCAAGAGUACCACGCGGCAAACUUUCUCACGGCUUUCUCGCUUCAAGUUUCAGCUCCGCUGAGAUCUGUCAAACAAGGAUCGGGUGAUGAUACGUCUGCGAACUACAUAAAGUUUUACUGCCGUGAUCUUGCUGGAGAUAAUAACGAGACCGAACUCGCCCGAUCUCCCGGCAGUGCAUGGCGGGGCAAUUACGGUCAGUGGAGUGAGAGCUGUGACAAUGACAUGGCCAUUUGCGGACUCGCCACGAGAAUAGAGUCUCCACAAGGUCAUGGUGACGACACCGCCCUAAAUGAUGUCGUCUUCUACUGCUGCAGGCAAUCCAAAGAGUACCCGGGACCCGUUGGAAAAUAA